Molecule: messenger RNA, 2157 nt
Organism: Oxyura jamaicensis (ruddy duck)
Lineage: Eukaryota; Metazoa; Chordata; Aves; Anseriformes; Anatidae
Gene: TGM2
Product: transglutaminase 2
Exons: 13
Coding region: 1-2070 (689 amino acids)
Biological process (GO): peptide cross-linking
Molecular function (GO): protein-glutamine gamma-glutamyltransferase activity
Source: RefSeq, a predicted model, not a curated record
AUGGCCGAAGAGCUGGUGCUGGAGACGUGGGACCUGCAGUGCGAGAGCAACGGCCGGGAGCACCGGACGGCGGAGAUGGGCUGCCAGCAGCUGGUGGUGCGGCGCGGGCAGCCCUUCACCAUCACCCUGCACUUCUCCGGCAGGGGCUACGAGGAGGGGGUGGACAAACUGGCCUUCAACGUCGAGACGGGGCCCUGCCCCAUCGAGACGUCGGGAACCAGGUCCCACUUCGCCCUGACCGACUUCCCCGAGGAGGGGGCCUGGAGCGCCGUGGUGCAGCAGCAGGACGGGGCCGCGCUCUGCGUCUCGCUCUGCUCCCCCGCCAGUGCCUGCGUCGGCCGCUACAGCCUGAUGCUGGAGACCUCCACCGGCUACCAGGGCUCCAGCUUCCACAUCGGGGACUUCGUUCUGCUCUUCAACGCCUGGCACCCAGAGGACACGGUCUACCUCCGAGACGAGGACGAGCGCCGCGAGUACGUGCUGUCUCAGCAGGGGCUCAUCUACCAGGGUGCCCGGGACUACAUCACCUCCACCCCCUGGAACUUCGGCCAGUUUGAAGAUGACAUCUUGGCCAUCUGCCUCAACCUGCUGGACACAAACCCCAAGUUCCUGAGGGACCAGAACCGGGACUGCUCCCGCCGCAACGACCCCGUUUACAUCGGCAGGGUGGUGAGCGCCAUGGUUAAUUGUAACGACGAGGACCGCGGGGUGCUGCUGGGGCGGUGGGACGAUCAUUACGACGACGGGAUGAGCCCGAUGGCCUGGAUCGGCAGCGUGGACAUUCUGAAGCGGUGGAAGAAGUUUGGGUGCCAGCCAGUCAAGUACGGCCAGUGCUGGGUCUUCGCUGCCGUGGCGUGUACCGUCAUGCGCUGCCUGGGCGUCCCCAGCCGGGUGGUGACCAACUACAACUCAGCCCACGACACCAACGGCAACCUGGUCAUCGACCGCUACAUGAGCGAGACGGGGGUGGAGGAGAGGCGCUCCAAGGACAUGAUAUGGAACUUCCACUGCUGGGUUGAAUCCUGGAUGGCCCGGCCCGAUCUGACACCUGGCUACGAUGGGUGGCAGGCGCUGGACCCGACCCCCCAGGAAAAGAGCGAAGGGAUUUACUGCUGCGGGCCAGCCCCCGUCAAGGCCAUCAAGGAGGGCGACCUGCAGAUGAAGUACGACAUCCCCUUUAUCUUCGCGGAGGUGAACGCCGACGUGGUGUACUGGAUCGUGCAGCGCGACGGCUCGCAGAGGAAGAGCACGCACUCCUCCGUGGUGGGGAAGAACAUCAGCACCAAGAGCGUGGGCAGGGACAGCCGCGAGGACAUCACCCACAACUACAAGUACCCGGAGGGGUCUGAAAAGGAGAGAGAAGUGUUUGCCAAGGCAGAGCACGAGAAAAGGUCCUUCAGCGAGGGCGAUGAGGGGCUGCACGUCAAGAUCAAGCUGUCGGAGGGCGCAAACAACGGCUCCGACUUCGACGUCUUUGCCGUCAUCAGCAACAACACGGACACGGAGCGCGUGUGCAGGCUCAUGCUGUGCGCUCGCACCGCCAGCUACAACGGCACGGUGGGCCCGCAGUGCGGCAUGAAGGACCUGCUCAACCUCACCCUCGGGCCCCGCACAGUGCAGAGCGUGCCCUUGCGCAUCCUCUACGAGAAGUACGGGCCGUGCCUGACCCAGGACAACAUCAUCAAGGUGGUGGCCCUCCUGACCGAGUACGAGACGGGUGACGUUGUGCUGGCCAUGAGGGAUGUCUACAUCCAGAACCCGGAGAUCAAGAUCAGGGUUUUAGGGGAGCCGAUGCAGAAUCGGAAGCUGGUGGCAGAGAUCACGCUGGUGAACCCCCUGGCAGUCCCGCUGAACAACUGCAUGUUCGUGGUGGAGGGAGCUGGCCUCACUGAAGGGCAGAGGAUCAAGGAGCUCGAGGACCCUGUCGAGCCCCAGGCAGAGGCCAAGUUCAGGCUGGAUUUCGUGCCGCGCCAGGCAGGGCUGCGCAAGCUGAUGGUGGACUUCGAGAGCGACAAGCUGACAGGGGUGAAGGGCUACCGCAACGUCAUCAUCGCGCCCCUGCCCAAGUGAGGGGGGCCCUGUCCCCCCCCCCAGGCCGCCAGCACCCCUCACACCGAGCCCCUGCCACCCUGCUGCAGCGAGGGCUGGCCGCCCCCC